Messenger RNA from Nilaparvata lugens (brown planthopper), 2786 nucleotides. RefSeq names its product pre-mRNA-splicing factor syf1 homolog (gene fand). Gene Ontology annotation, molecular function: protein binding. The record is from RefSeq and is a predicted model, not a curated record. Gene Ontology annotation, cellular component: post-mRNA release spliceosomal complex; U2-type catalytic step 2 spliceosome; Prp19 complex. NCBI's taxonomy places the organism in Eukaryota, Metazoa, Arthropoda, Insecta, Hemiptera, Delphacidae. Gene Ontology annotation, biological process: generation of catalytic spliceosome for first transesterification step; mRNA splicing, via spliceosome.
GCUGGUUGUAGGUUAUGUUUGAAAAUUGUUUUCGUUCAUCAACGACUAAUCUUGUUCGAUUAAGUAAUGUUAUGCUUUUUUUCUCCAUUAAGAUUGAAUUAGAUAUCUUUUAAAUAUUCCGAUGGUGAUGGAAUUAGUUUUUAAUGAAGAAGAUCUUCCUUAUGAGGAAGAGAUUCUGCGUAACCCUUUCUCAGUGAAACAUUGGCUCAGGUACAUUGACCACAAAAAGGAUGCUCCAAAAAAUGGAGUAAAUAUUAUCUAUGAGAGAGCUCUCAAGGAACUGCCCGGAAGCUACAAACUAUGGUACAACUAUUUGAAGCUUCGUAGAAGACAAGUCAAAGGCCGGACCAUUCUCGAUCCUGCUUAUGAAGAUGUGAACAAUGCAUUUGAAAGAUCGUUGGUCUUCAUGCAUAAGAUGCCUAGGAUUUGGUUUGAUUACUGUCAGUUUCUGAGCGACCAGUGCCGAGUGACGAGGACACGCCACCUGUUCGACAGGGCGCUGAGGGCUCUGCCCAUCACCCAGCACCACCGCAUAUGGCCGCUCUACCUCUCAUUCAUCAGGAAACACGACAUACCUGAGACAGCUGUCAGGGUGUUCCGCCGAUAUCUCAAGUUGUGUCCUGAGGAUACAGAAGACUACAUCGAGUAUCUUACAUCAGUUGACAGACUGGACGAAGCAGCUGUCAAGUUGGCCUACAUUGUUAACAAGGAGGACUUUGUCUCCAAGCAUGGCAAAUCCAAUCAUCAGUUAUGGAAUGAACUGUGUGAACUAAUAUCGAAAAAUCCGGACAAAGUCAGGUCAUUAAACGUGGAUGCCAUCAUCAGAGGAGGUCUGCGGAGGUACACUGAUCAACUGGGUCAUCUGUGGAACUCGCUGGCCGACUACUACAUAAGGAGUGGACUCUUCGAAAGAGCUCGUGACAUCUACGAGGAAGCAAUUCAAACGGUGACUACUGUACGAGACUUCACGCAGGUCUUUGAUGCGUACGCGCAAUUCGAAGAACUAAGUUUGAGCAAAAGAAUGGAAGAAGCAGCCAAAGCAUCAAACAGUACUGAAGAAGACGAAGUCGAUUUAGAACUGCGACUGGCUAGAUUUGAAAAUCUAAUAGAAAGAAGACUCCUACUAUUGAAUUCAGUGCUGUUGAGGCAGAAUCCUCAUAACGUCCACGAAUGGCUCAAACGAGUCAAAUUGUAUGAGGGAAAACCUCAUGAGAUAAUCAACACGUACGUGGAGGCGGUGCAGACGGUGGAGCCGAAGCUGGCUGUGGGCAAGCUGCACACACUGUGGAUCGCAUUCGCCAAGUUCUACGAGGACAACGGCCAGAUCGAGGAUGCGCGAGUCGUCAUGGAGAAGGCCACUCAAGUGCCCUACACCAAGGUCGACGACCUCGCCUCGGUCUGGUGCGAGUGGGCCGAGAUGGAGAUCAGACACGAGAACUACGAUGGCUCGCUGAAAAUCCUACAGCGGGCUUCAGUGAUGCCGUCGAGGAAAGUGGCCUAUCAUGACGAAACCGAAACAGUUCAGAUGAGAGUUUACAAGUCACUCAAACUGUGGUCCAUGUAUGCUGAUCUCGAAGAAAGCUUUGGCACCUUCAAGUCCUGCAAAUCCGUUUAUGACAGAAUAAUCGAUUUGAAGAUAGCGACGCCUCAAAUUAUAAUAAAUUAUGGACUAUUUCUAGAAGAACAUAAAUACUUUGAAGAAGCAUUCAGGGCAUAUGAAAAAGGAAUCGCUUUGUUCAAGUGGCCGAAUGUCUACGAUGUUUGGAAUACUUACCUAACAAAGUUUUUAGAUCGAUAUGGAGGUACCAAACUGGAGAGGUCCAGAGAUUUAUUUGAACAGUGUCUUGAAAAUUGUCCACCGAAAUUCGCUAAAGCCCUAUACCUGCUGUAUGCGAAACUGGAGGAAGAGCACGGGUUGGCGCGUCACGCAAUGGCCGUGUACGAGCGAGCCACGUCGGCUGUGCUGCCCGAGGAGAUGUUCGACCUGUUCAACAUCUACAUCAAGAAGGCGGCCGAGAUCUACGGCGUGCCCAAGACGCGCCAGAUCUACGAGAAGGCGAUCGAAGUGCUCAAUGAGGACAACACGCGCGAGAUGUGUUUGCGCUUCGCCGAAAUGGAAACCAAGCUCGGCGAAAUCGACAGAGCACGCGCCAUCUAUGGCCACUGCAGCCAGAUUUGCGAUCCUAGAGUUACAAGCGAAUUCUGGCAAACAUGGAAAGAGUUUGAAGUUCGUCAUGGAAAUGAGGAUACAAUGAGAGAAAUGCUGCGAAUAAAACGAAGUGUACAGGCCACUUAUAAUACUCAGGUGAACAUGAUGUCGGCGCAGAUGCUAUCGGCGGCCAGCAAUGUGUCGGGCACUGUUGCCGAUUUGGCGCCCGGAGCCAAGGACGGAAUGCGCAUGCUCGAGGCCAAGGCCGCUGAAAUGGCAUUCGAGGAGAGAUCCGCUACUGCUCCUGCUGCAGCUCAAGUGAAGGGAGGAAACAUUCUGUUUGUGAGGGGAGAAACGCAAGGACAAGACCGCGACGGAACGGACACCACCCGAGUCGUCAAUCCUGAUGAAAUCAACAUUGAUGAUGAUGAUGACGUUGAUGAUGAUGACGCUGCCUCUGAUGACGAACAAGAAGAAGAAGAGAUGCCAGUUGAGAAGCAGUCCAUUCCCUCAGAAGUUUUUGGUAGUUUGAAGAGAAAAAAAGAUGAUGAUUCCGAUUGAGCUACAUUCUGUCAUUACAGUAGUGACGAUAUCCUUCUAUCCUACAACAAGUGGCCAAUAAAUUUCAUAUUUUUUA